Paramecium tetraurelia is the source of this 1665-nucleotide messenger RNA. RefSeq lists its product as uncharacterized. Gene Ontology annotation, molecular function: protein binding. The transcript has 2 exons. Lineage: Eukaryota; Ciliophora; Oligohymenophorea; Peniculida; Parameciidae. The record is from RefSeq and is a predicted model, not a curated record.
AUGUUCAAUAUUCAAAAUUCUCCUAAUCAUAGUGAAGUGGGUUCCACCUAAAAUUUUCAGUUGUAAGCUCCAUGUAUGACACAUUAAGGCUAGAGUAUCACUAAUUUCUGUAAACAACCUGGCUGCUUAAUGCCACUGUGUCCAAAGUGUAUCCCUUAGCAUCUGGAUAAACAUAGAUAAUAGGGACAGUUUGCAGACUUAGUCACUGUGGAUGAAAUGCAUGAGGAGACAUUGCAAUUGAUUAAUGCUUAAUUAACAAAUUUGAAUUAAGCCAUUUAGUUAUUAUAAUAAUUCAAAGAUUCAAAAACAGAUGCUCAUGGAAAAUUGCAUACAAAGCUGAAUAACUCAAAAUUGCGUGUUUAGCAAAUGGUUGAUUAAUUUUUUGAUGAAUUGUUGAACGAACUUGAUUAAGUGACUAAAACUGAUAGAACACAUUUAGAUGUUGAAUUAUAAUAAAUGGAAAGAUCUUUAAAUUCAAAAAUUCAGGAAUUUUAAUAGAUUGACUAAAAACUAAGAACUCCAAAAUAUCUCAAACAAAUCAUCUAAUUGCAAACAACCAAUUUCCUUCAAUAAACACAAUAAUAACGAGUCGAAUGUGAGGCAUUCAUUGAAGAAGUAUCAAAACACACAUUAGAUAUCUAAAUAGAUGAAUAAGAAUUGUACUUUUUGAAAAUAUAAUUGGCUUAAUAUGCCUCAAUAAAGAAUGCUGAAUAUUACAAAAAUUAAUAAAUUUAGUCCUCUGCGUCAAUUCCAAAAAACACAGCCUAUAAUCAUCCAUACUUAACAAGCGAUAUUUAAACAGCUAAGGUAGAGUAAUCACCAUAUAAACGAUUAGAACAACAAUUUUAGUAAGUCGGAGUAUCCAAUUUUACAAUAAAUUUACCAGACUAUUAUGAUCCACUAUGUAGUUAAAAAUAUCUACAUUACUUUACUGAUAAAUCCAUAUUUUUCUUAAAUUUGGAAUGGGUUUAAAAUCCAAGAUGGUAAGAAAUCAGAUUGAAUUGUUAAGUUCCAAUUAAAAGUUCUUCUGUGCGUUCGCAAUAAGGAGAUAUAUUUGUGAUCGGUGGCUAUAUUGGAAAUUAGCUGAGUUCCUAAAUUUUUAGAAUAGAUUUUAAAUAAUAAACUCUACUUUCAACUGAUCAACUUUAGUAUCCUCGACAUUCUUCAGCCCCAGUAUUCCUACAAAACAAAUUAUAUGUACUUGGAGGGUAAAAUUAGAGCGAAGAUUUGACUUCAAUUGAGGGUUUGGAAUUAUAAUUAAAUAAAUCAAGAUCAGUUUUAGAAACUAGAGUGACCCUACCGAAAAUGAAUUAAGGAGGUGCUAAUUUGUCAGUUUGCGCAUUUAGACAAUAUAUAAUAAAAUCAACUCCAUUAGAAGUGUUUGAUACUAAACUAUUAAAAUGGACAUCCUUAAAUCAUAAUAUAAACAGGGGAGUUGGAAUUGUGGCUAUAAAUAAUUCUAAUGUUUUAAUAUUUGGAGGUGGACAAUAUUAAUUAUUGAAGAUGGUGGAUCAAUAGAAUUUAUAAUUUGCAAUUGAGAAUCUAACAAAUCCUCCUUAGAUUGGCCAGAUACAGAAUGGUAGUUUGAUUCAUUUAGGGAAAAUUUAUGCUGUAACAAGCAGCUACAACUUCAUAAUUGGAACACCUGAUGGGUGGACAUUAUGA